This is a messenger RNA of Penicillium pulvis, 1665 nucleotides long. Its product is annotated as H3 histone acetyltransferase RTT109. Gene Ontology annotation, cellular component: nucleus. The transcript has a single exon. Gene Ontology annotation, molecular function: histone H3K56 acetyltransferase activity. Gene Ontology annotation, biological process: DNA damage response. NCBI's taxonomy places the organism in Eukaryota, Fungi, Ascomycota, Eurotiomycetes, Eurotiales, Aspergillaceae. The record is from RefSeq and is a predicted model, not a curated record. Bases 1 to 1665 code for a protein of 554 amino acids.
AUGGCAGAUGGCGAUCUGGGAGAUCUCUUGGCCAAGGUGCUCCCCACCGGGGCCGAGCUCACUGUCCGCCAUGUCUCCUCGACACCCGCCCCAAGUGUCGCCCUGUUCGCCGCUGCGCCCGGCCAGGAGCCCGAGUCUACCUUUUGCGAAAGUCACUUCCUGUCGGUCUCCAUUGACUCGCCUAAGGAUGACGGGGCUGAAAUUAUUGUGUUUGGAAUGGAGGUGCUGAUCUAUAACUCGGCCCACCUGACCACUAUAUUUGUGUCCAAGGCCGAUUCAACCGGCCUUCUACAUCUACUUAAAUUGCCGCAUAAAGUCUCGGUACUGAGGUUGAUCAGCCACACGUUUUUGUCUCACUUGGCUCGCACACACCAACGGCCUGGUGUGCGUUUGGUCGUGUCUUUGUUUGCCCGUGCCCAGAACCAAUACCUCUUUCCCGGCAGUAUCGAGAAUGCUGAAAAACACGUUCUCGAUGACCGGGGUCUGAUCAAAUGGUGGUGCCGAGCUGUGGAUCCUAUUCUAAGUGAGCAUGAGCCUGAAUCUGUCUCGCAGGACACUAUCCCCCUUGACAAAACCGUCGAGGCCGCGAAGGCUUCCGCAACUGCAUACCUCAUUGUUCCCGGGUGCGACCGCCUUGAGACACGCAGCUUUUUCCCCGCCUCUUCCAAAUCCAAUGUGCAGGGUCGUCCUCGGUGGCUCGCGAGCUAUCCGCUAAAGCAAAUGGUUCACGAUCCUUCGGCUCCGCCGCGAUGCUUGAUUCCUCGGCUUCCAGAUGACCCCAAGACGCGAUUCUUGAUCGACCUGGAUGAUGAGCUUCCGGAGCCUGUUGAUGGUGAAAAGCCAUCUCCCAGUACUGGCCAAUGGCGAAGUGUCAAGUCCUUGGAUCAGUUCUGGGAGAUGAUGUCGUUUCGACAGGAGUGCUCUGCCGGUCGACUUGUUGGGUUCCUCUGGCUGGUCAUUAAUCCUCCUGGUUUGAUGAACUCGACCACAAUGGCUAGCCAGAGCCGUGGCCCUAUUGAAUCAAUUUCAGAUACCAAAGAAGCGGAAUUGUCUAAACCGUUAGAGGAUGAGCCACCGCAAAAUGACACCAGCCAGAGAAAGCCCGAGGCUUCAAAGUAUACAACUGCAGCUGCUACGGUCACACCAAAAGAGUCCCCUGAACCUCCGGCGGCCACUUUCGACGACCCAUCGGAGGGCUCUUCAGCCAACACCCAUACAACAGCUCCUUCAACGGACACGAAUCCAUUCUUCUGGCCCGAGGCCGGUCGAGGAGAAGUGGUUCUCAGCGAAGCGGAUUAUAAAAAGAUGAUGGACGGGGUCCUAGAUCACUUCUACGAUGAGAAAGAAGUCGUUUCCAGCACAAAGUUAUACGUUGAUCAGGUAGCAUCGCUUGCCGACCAGCUUACAUGGGGCAGACGGGUAGUUGGCAGUCAUACGCCCGAGGAGACUGCCACUCAGCAGGCACCUAUUAAUAAUAUUCUGAACAGCGGUUUGAUUCGGAAGAGGAAGAAGCCGGAGGGCGAGAAUGGGAAAAUCACAGGGGAUGAUACAGAUUCAGGCACAGCCCAGCCGAGUGGGUCAGAUACAGCGCAAUCAGCCCCAGCCCAGCCAGCGGCUGUUAAUGUGCUCAGUGCUGGCCUUUUGCGGAAAAAAAAGAAGACGUGA